This is a messenger RNA of Cladophialophora yegresii CBS 114405, 1554 nucleotides long. RefSeq lists its product as uncharacterized. Lineage: Eukaryota; Fungi; Ascomycota; Eurotiomycetes; Chaetothyriales; Herpotrichiellaceae. The record is from RefSeq and is a predicted model, not a curated record. Bases 1 to 1554 code for a protein of 517 amino acids. The transcript has a single exon. Gene Ontology annotation, molecular function: hydrolase activity, acting on carbon-nitrogen (but not peptide) bonds, in linear amidines.
AUGAGCUCGCCGCGCUCCCUCUUCUUCAAUCUCAAACACAUCCACGCGCGGCGGAAAUGCCCAUGUCCUGGUACGCUCCAGCGUCGCAGCUUCGCAUCAUCGACGCGCCUCUAUCUCAGGACGACGGAACUUGACGACUCCAAACUUAGUGGUCUCCAAGUCAACCCUUCCCGGCUGUGGGAUACGAUCCACUCGACCGCGCAAUGGACGUCAAAGACGUUCUCCAGCGAUAUCAUGCGUGCGGGACUCUCGCGCUUGACGCUCACGGACGAGGACAAGCAGGCCCGAGACUGGUUCGUCGCCACGACUGAAUCGUUGGGUUGCAAGACCCACGUCGACCAGAUGGGGAAUAUCUUUGCCGUGCGGCCAGGGUUGAACAACGACGUGGCAGCAACGUUCGCGGGCAGUCAUCUCGACAGUCAGCCUAGUGGGGGCCGCUUUGACGGCGUGCUGGGCGUGGCUGCGGGGAUUGAGAUGUUGAGGGUGUUGAACGAGAACUGGAUCGAGACCGAGGCGCCCGUGGGCGUGGUGAACUGGACCAACGAAGAGGGUGCGAGGUUCCCGGUCAGCAUGAUGGGGAGUAGUGUUUGGGCGGGACGGAUGCCCAUCGACAAGGCGUGGGCGAGCAGAAGUGUGAGUGUCGGAGCCACGGACGCGACGGUCAAGGAGGAACUCGACAGGAUUGGAUACCUUGGAGAUGUUCCGUGCCGGGCUGGGGCCGAGGGCACGCCUUUGGGAGCUCAUUUCGAGCUACAUAUCGAGCAGGGCCCGAAGUUGGAGAAGGCGAGGCACAAGGUCGGCAUUGUCGAGGGCGUCCAGGCGUACAAGUGGUUUACUGUCACGAUUACGGGGCGCGAAUCUCAUGCUGGGACUACGGACUUUGAUUCGCGGGGCGAUGCACUGUUUUUCGCGGCGACGUUCAUCCAAAAAGUUCGCAAGAUCGCCGAGAGUCUAAAAGGCCUUGCGACCAUCGGAAUCAUGCAGGUGAGUCCUGGGAGCGUCAAUACCGUGCCGGGACAAGUCACGAUGAGCUUGGAUCUGAGGAACCCGAUCGACAGGGGGUUGAGGCGGAUGGUGACGAAGGUGGAGGAAUUCGUCGAGCUUGUCAACACCGGCACUGUGCCAAUCAGGGAGCAGCAUGAUGGGCCAAAGAAGAAGAAGACCAGCAACAAAGCAAUAACGUUUGAGGAGGAGCAGAAAUAUAGGAAGAUGCAUGAGAAUUCCCUCACAAGGAUCCAUCUGGAUUUGAAGGAAGACUUCUCAAGUGAUGCCACCAAGUUCAAUAUUGCAGCAGUCAGUUGCGUUGAAAAAAGCGCCGAGAGUUUGGUCGGGCAGGACAAGAUUCAGAGAAUUACAAGCGGAGCAGGGCACGAUAGUGUUUGUACGAACGCGCACUGUCCCACGGGUAUGAUCUUUGUGCCUUGCAAGGAUGGAGUAUCACACAACCCGAGCGAAUGGUGCCAAGAGGAGGAUUGUGCGAUAGGAGCGAACGUGCUCCUGCAUUCCGUGUUGAGGAUGGAUCGCAUGAGGAAGGAGAGAGGGGAACUCGAUUGA